Molecule: messenger RNA, 816 nt
Organism: Dendronephthya gigantea
Lineage: Eukaryota; Metazoa; Cnidaria; Anthozoa; Malacalcyonacea; Nephtheidae
Product: allograft inflammatory factor 1-like
Exons: 7
Coding region: 225-674 (149 amino acids)
Biological process (GO): actin filament bundle assembly; ruffle assembly
Cellular component (GO): ruffle membrane; actin filament
Molecular function (GO): actin filament binding; calcium ion binding
Source: RefSeq, a predicted model, not a curated record
CAAUGCGUGUACAUGCAAUCAUUCAGAAUUUGAAAUCCGUGGGAAACGAAAUUCACUACAUUAAACAUUUGCCUUUUUUGGCAAAGCAAAACACAGGAACUAAGGUCCCGUUUCCAUGGUUUUCCGGUAUGCUGAGCUAACAGCACCGCCCAGAUUUCUACUCUUCUCGAGCAAUAUAAGGUUUUGCAUUUCACUAUUGGUCUAGUCAUUGGGAGAAAUUUAUCAUGGAUGGCAAAAAUCACCAAGGCGGAAAAGCGUAUGGCGUCCUGAAAAGCAAUCAAGAGACUAGCUUAGAUGAAAUAAAUAAAUCUUUUAUUAACACUGGUGAUUAUGAUGAUGAAGAAGAAUGGCCAGACAUAGAGGGAACCUUGAACUCGUACAAACAGCAAUUUAUGGAAUUCGACGAAGACAAUUCCGGCGACAUCGAUAUCAUGGAGCUGAAACGUAUGAUGGAAAAACUUGGACAAGCAAAGACGCAUCUUGAAUUGAAGAAAAUGAUUGCUGAAGUUGAUACUACAAAUUCAGGAACUAUUACAUACGAGGAAUUCCUGCAUAUGAUGCUGGGGAAAAAGUCAUCUAUUUUGAAAAAGAUCCUGAUGUUCGAAGCUCUUAUGAAGGAAAAAGAACGUCCAAAAGGAAUUCCUCCAAAACGUGAUUUAUCAAGCUUGCCGUGAUAUUUUGAUUGUGCAAGAGUAAUUCGAAAUAUCAACUCUUAUAGUUUAGUUUUCUGCGAUGACUAAUUAAGAAUUUUUUACACCUGGGGCCGGUUGUUCAAAGCUGGGUUAGCGCUAACCCUGGGUUAAAUCUUACCCCGCU